Molecule: messenger RNA, 2581 nt
Organism: Centruroides sculpturatus (bark scorpion)
Lineage: Eukaryota; Metazoa; Arthropoda; Arachnida; Scorpiones; Buthidae
Product: patched domain-containing protein 3-like
Exons: 2
Coding region: 829-2430 (533 amino acids)
Cellular component (GO): membrane
Source: RefSeq, a predicted model, not a curated record
GAGAUUAUUUUUCAGCAAAACAAUGAAUUUUGAAAAAAUUGGUGAUUACACUCUUUUCAUUUUCUGUCCUCAAUUUGAAAAUGUCUAACCCAGAUUCAUAAGUGAACCUCCCUGGAACGUCCAAAGCAAACUAACAUUCAGCCCGCCACCCAUCGAGCCGGCUCUUUUUCGAUGUGGUGGAUGCACAUAAUGACACCUGAACGUUUCGCAGCUGAGAAGAAAUACACAGUAUGAGUUGGUUGUUGUUCAAUUUUGUUAAUAAAUUUAUAUGUAUAAAAAUGUCACAAAUCUAGUCGACUAUGUCAGGGCUAAAAAAAUAUAACAGGUAUUUCAUACCAAAUUAUAUAAUAACCGAAUGGAAGCUUUCUCAAGAUCAUUUCGGUCAAUCAGUUGGUGCCAUUGAUUUGGAGCUUUUCACACGGACCACUUUCGGCGGCUGAGCGACGUAGCCUGAUUAUCAAGGAUCAUAAGUGAAUUGCGCAAAGCUACCAGACGACGAUUACAAACAAGUGGCUUCUGUUAUUGUAAAGUGGAAAUUUAUUAUAUUUGAGUCAUCGAUGGUGGCAAAUAGCGAUGAAUACGAGUAGCUUGGUACAUACAACUCAGUCGCCUGUCUGAAAGCGGCUUACGAUCGAUAGUGAUAUCCUUUCAAUAUUAGCCUAUACAUGACAAAAAUGUUUUGUAAAUGUAAAAGAUAACGAUAGUUUACUAUAGUUUAAUUUCAAAUUAUUUUAGUUAGUUUAGUAUAAUGUUUGUUAUUCAAUAAUUUUAAAAUUUAUAACUUUUUCAUCAUAAAUAUUGAAUGCAAUUUUCCUUUCAGGAGUAUCCAUGGACGAUGCUUUUGUUUUUCUUGCUGCGUGGAAAAGGACCGAUUCCCAGAAGAACGUUCCAGACAGACUCUCAGAAGUUUAUUCGGAAUCUGCCAUUUCUGUUACUGUAACUUCAGUAACGAAUUUCAUAGCUUUCAUUUCGGGACUGUUCACACCUUACAGAUCCGUAUCUUAUUUUUGUUUAUACGCAUCGAUUUCUGUUCUUUUUUGUUACGUUUAUCAGAUAACGUUCGUUGGUGCAUGCAUGGCACUCUUUGGAUAUCUGGAGAAACAAGAAAGACAUUCUAUAUUCUUUACGAAAAUAAAUACACAAACAGAAAAUCAUUCAUGGAUUCGAAAAAUACUCUUCACCACUCCUAGGACAUCAAUUUGGACGAAGCUCGGUAAUAUUUUAUUCUUAUGGUAUGUCAUGAUAAUUAUUCUCUUCAUCACGGCAGGUUACGUGGCAGUUGGAGUUUGGGGAGUGACAAAAACAGAUACUAUAGGGCCAUUUUCCCAGUCUACUGCAUACGAUUCAUAUUAUUUGCAGUAUUAUAAAAAUGUUUUGAAAUAUUUCAAGCAUUACGAAUACAGCAUCCAAAUCAUUGUCGAUCAAGAAAUAAAUUAUGCAGAUGUAGAAAUUCAGAAUCAAAUAGAAAAACUUUUCUCCGAAAUGGAGAGAGAAGGAUUAAUUGCAAAUUUUCUUACCGAGUCUUGGCUCCAAAGUUUUGUGGAAUUUGUCAAAGACGAUUCAAUGUCUGCGAUCGUAAAGUCGUACAACAUGAGCGACACAAAAGAUUUUAUUGUAGUUCUGCGCCGAAUGUUUCUACGCCAUCCGUAUGCACAACGAUUUCGUAACGAUAUCGCAUUCAACUCUGACUAUACAACUAUCGUUGGAAGCAGAUUUCUUUGUCAGACUGAUUUCACGGUCGACGAAAAAUCAUUCUACGUGACUUUACAGAGACUAAGGAAAAUCACUGAUAAAAUGCCUUUUAGAGUGUUUCCGUAUCACUUUUUCUAUUAUAUCGUCGACAGCAUUGACUUGCAUGUAAAAUUUACUGUUCAACUGUUGUGUAGUAUCGUGAUAAUUGUAAUUAUUGUUUGUUUCGUUUUCAUGCCAGACGUUGUCGUUACGUUUUCGGUAGCUUUUUCUAUUGUUACUAUCGAAAUUUCCACUUUGGGUUACAUGGCUCUGUGGGAUGUCGAAUUGGCACCAGUGUCUAUGAUUGUCUUAGUCAUGUGCGCCGGUUUUUCGGUGGAUUACUCUGCUCAUAUGUCUCAUGCUUAUAGACAUUGCGACAUUGAAGGUUCCAAUGAACGUCUUCGUCAUAGCAUCGAUUGUAUAGGAUUCGCAAUAUUUCAAGGUAGUGCAACAACAAUAAUUUCCGUGUUACCUUUAACCGUUCCGUUGGCGUAUAUAUUUGUCACGAUUUUUAAAAUAAUAUUUUUGGUUAUUAUAUUUUCUUUUAUUACUGCGUUGGUAUUUUUGCCGGUUAUUUUAUCGACAAUGAAUUACAUGAAAUCGAAAAUGUGCGAAAGAAAGAAAAGAAGUAAAACCCUCGACCACAAAUUCGACGGACAGGUAAAUGUUGGUUAUCAAUCGUCAGAAAUUUGUACAUAAAUACGUUUCAAGGCGCUCUCGGCAUUAAUUAAUCUAUUUUAAUUACAAAUUUAAUAAUAUAGUAAUUAUUUUUUGAGGAAGACAUCGUCAUGUGCAGCAUUCACUUUUCAUACUGCUCAGCAAAGUGUCUUUGAAAGGUCAGUUCCAGUAA